GGUCGCUCGCGCGCCGCCGAAACGGUUACCGGGAGCUGGUUCCCCGUCGCCUGCGGAGUCUCUUAACGGAUAUCAGCACGAGAGGAGGUAGUUGCACGAGAGUUGCACGAACUUUGCAAAUGUCAAGAAUGAGCGGCGCAACACUUUGCAGAAAGUUACUUUACUUGAUUUGCGUUUUAGUUUGUCUUACUGCACGGGUGGAUUCAGCACGCGAUGUCAGGACCGGACGGUAAGCAAGAGCUGAACGUCAAAACUUCUCAAGUUUGUGCGGCUACAGAUUUGCAGCAUCUUCCAGUCCACAGCAGUGGUGGACCGAAAGCGGACGCAAGGGGGCGCGAUGUGGCGCGCCAGCAGCACUCAGACGGAAAGACGAGUGAGCCAACAGAUGGAGAGAACUUGCGCGGAGAGCCACGGGUCCCGUGUCCUGCGACUUUAACCGUGCGUGCACGCCCACAGCGUGCGACCACGUCUCGGCCCAGUCAGGGGCACGAGGCCGAGCCGGCUUUGACCGUGCAGGUGAUCGCUGCUGGCGGCGAUAGCGGAGAUGGACCGGAGGAGGAAGCACGUUGCCAGACGCAAAGUGCGGCGAGUCCCGCAUGUGCGGAUGCGCGCGUGGCCAAAAAAAGGCACAGACGGCGACCCUCAAAGAAAAAGCGCCGCUGGAAACCUUAUUAUAAACUCUCGUGGGAGGAGAGGAAAGCGCGCGAUGAGCGCGAGGCUGCGCGGGCGUGGCGCGCGCGGGCAGAGAUGUUUGCGAAAGGACUGCCGGUGGCACCCUACAACACUACCCAGUUCAUCAUGGAGGAGCACGACCGGGAGGAGCCCGACCUCAACCCAGACAUACACGGCAGGGGUCUGCUCGGGGCCUGCCGCGCGCACGACCUGGCAGACGAUGGAGACGGCGACGGCGGCGGGACAUCGGGCCACGCGCGGGGGGAAUACCUCCAGCGAGACUUUUCGGAGACGUAUGAGAAGUACCACGCCGAGAGCCUGCAGAGCAUGAGCAAACAGGAGCUCGUGCGCGAGUACCUCGAGCUGGAGAAGUGCAUGUCCCGUCUGGAGGAGGAGAACGCGCGACUGCGCGCGCCCGGCACGGAGCGCGUCAGAGCGCUGGAGAGCGAACUAGAUGCGCUGCGCGCGCAAAACGGAGAGCUCCGUCUGCAGGGCUUCGGAGACGGACGCGCGUCUAAUUAAGUAAUUAGUCGUGCCGUGAUCCGUGAGACGGGAAUCUGAAGCACGUUGGGCUUCGGUGAACUAUGACCUAAAGAUCUCUGUGCUACUCCAUUACCGGGUUUGGAAUAAGAACGUACCUGUGGUGUUUUUUUGCUUUAUUUUGAAGCGGAACAUGACAGUCAACCCCCGAAAAUUACGUUAUUACACUGCCCAGCCACUGCCUAGUCUAAAGUUCUAACGCACAAAUCCGUCCCAGUGCGAGGAAACGGGGGUACCGAGGUCCUGGCACUCAGCCUCCGUUGUGUUGGGAGGUGGUGGUGUGUCAGCAGCGCGAGCCAACAGGAGCGCACGGAGUAUUAUUAAG
Messenger RNA from Electrophorus electricus (electric eel), 1537 nucleotides. The record is from RefSeq and is a predicted model, not a curated record. NCBI's taxonomy places the organism in Eukaryota, Metazoa, Chordata, Actinopteri, Gymnotiformes, Gymnotidae.